AGUCAAGGGAUUUUUCCUUUUUGGGUCGUCCCCAGAUGCAUGGUCUGCGGGGUGUCUAAUCUUAAUUACGUUUUGAGUAAGAAGGAUUAGUGGUUGCUUCGCCUUGGACCUCAAAAACGAGUGCAGCAGCUCCCCAGUUCUAUCGUCUCACACAAGUCGCAGCUGUGGCGAUGGCGUUCGCAACUCCUGCGCUCAUGCAGCUGCGCUCUGCCCUCGCUCCCUCCACCUCACCUGUUAUCUCCAAUUCCGCCUCGUCCGCUUUGGACCGCUCUCUUCAACGAUGCUUUGUGGGGUGGAAUUCGCUUGCGAAUCUUCAUUCUAGGGGGACCAGAAAGAUCUUAGUGCAGAGAGGUGCUGAGAGGAGGAGUGCCGUGAGACGAGGCUCCUUGAGUUGUCGCGCUGGGUUAGAAGCCCUCGUGUUUGACUGCGAUGGAGUGAUUUUGGAGUCCGAGGACUUGCAUCGCCGAGCUUACAAUGCGGCCUUCCAAGAAUUCCAAGUGCGGAGCCCUUCCUCGUCGCCUGAACCGCUUGUGUGGACCCCGGAGUUUUAUGACGAGCUCCAGAAUACGAUUGGCGGAGGGAAGCCUAAAAUGCGUUGGUACUUUAACAGACACGGAUGGCCGACGUCUACCAUCUUGCCAAACGCUCCGACCAACGAGGACGAGCAAUCAAAAUUAAUCGACACUAUCCAGGACUGGAAAACAGAGAAGUAUAAGAACUUCAUCGGCUCUGGAGAUGUGGAGCCAAGACCAGGAGUUUUGGAACUCAUGGAUGCAGCUCGGGAAAAGGGACUUAAGGUGGCUGUAUGCUCAGCUGCGACGAAAAGUUCAGUCGUCUUCACACUUUCUAAUCUCCUUGGCAAGGAGAGAUUUGAAGGUCUGGACUGUUUUCUGGCUGGUGAUGAUGUGAACAAGAAGAAGCCUGACCCAACAAUUUACAAAAAAGCUUCUGAGAUUUUAAAGGUGGCACCUGAAAAUUGCUUGGUGGUGGAAGACAGUAUUAUCGGCUUACAGGCCGCCUCAGGAGCCGACAUGGCUUGUAUCAUCUCGUAUACAUCGUCCACAAGUAAUCAGGAUUUCUCUGUUGCUAAAGCUGUGUAUCCUAACCUGGGAUCAGUCAAGUUGGAAGAUCUUCUAGAGCUCCUUGAAGGCACACCUGCCACCCUGUGAGGUUUCUUGUAGAACGUGCGCAUGUUGAUUACAAGCAACACACAUCAGGUUCUUCACUGUACUACCAUUUUUUCAUCAAUGUAUUACUAUUGAACUCGUACAUUCUUUCUGGAGCUCAUCUACGAUCCUGCUAUGGUGAAAAUGAUUGGGACAUUGUAAUAUUGUCGUUUUACUGGCAACCGACAUUACGCAUCACAUUCACGUUGGGAUUGGUUUGUAACACCCAAAUAUCUUACCCAUGAUAUAUCGACGAACCGAUGUUGAGUCAUUGUAAUACUCGUCUAUUUUGGCUUUUGAGUGCCAUUCAAACUAUUCAUCACCUGCGUGAUCAUAUGAGAAGUGAAAUAAUUGAGUGUGAAACUGCUACUAACUUCACAAGUAUUCAGCAUGAAGGACUGGCGUCAUUGAUUUAGAGCUUCUGCAUUGGCAACUCUUCCGCUGCUUUUGUUCUCAACCUUUAGUUGUAUAUUUCCUUGCAACCAGCAGGAAAAAUCAACUUCUCUUAGACACUUUGAGCUGCAGAAGUAGAUCAAUUUAUGUAACUUUUGGGUCGAGAAUCUGUAGAGUCUUCAGCUACAGACAUCAUCAACAAGGAAUUCUCCAUUUUCUUGCACAGAUAGAGAGGAUAUUCAGAUGAAGAGCAAGUGAAUUACAACUGAUGUCGAUUAAAAUUCAGGAAU
This is a messenger RNA of Physcomitrium patens, 1849 nucleotides long. Its product is annotated as haloacid dehalogenase-like hydrolase domain-containing protein At4g39970. Gene Ontology annotation, molecular function: hydrolase activity. NCBI's taxonomy places the organism in Eukaryota, Viridiplantae, Streptophyta, Bryopsida, Funariales, Funariaceae. The record is from RefSeq and is a predicted model, not a curated record.